Molecule: messenger RNA, 834 nt
Organism: Ochlerotatus camptorhynchus
Lineage: Eukaryota; Metazoa; Arthropoda; Insecta; Diptera; Culicidae
Gene: anox
Product: anorexia
Exons: 1
Coding region: 90-830 (246 amino acids)
Molecular function (GO): fatty-acyl-CoA binding; protein binding
Source: RefSeq, a predicted model, not a curated record
UAAUGUGUCGUGCGGAUGUAAGAAGUUUAGAUUUAAAAGUUGUAGUUUGUUAGUUUUGUGAGACGAAGGGAGAAAUCUAGGGUUUUAAGAUGUCCGAUUUCGAGGACGAAGUGGACCUGUUGGAGGAGGAAUUUACGAGGGCAACUAAAGUCAUCGAGUUGUGUCACGAUCAGUUUGAGCAGAAGGAAUUGCUGAAGUUCUAUGGGUUUUUCAAGCAAGCGACCAGUGGGAAGUGUAAUGUACCAAAACCGGGAAUCUUCAAUAUAUCAGGCCGAGCGAAAUGGUCCGCAUGGAAUGACCUGCUUGAGAUGACCAAAGAAUCAGCAAUGAAGGGGUACAUUCAGCAUUUGACUGGGUUGAAACCGGAAUGGGAUCAGAAUGUGGAAGGAGAAGAAUUUAAACCGCAGCAAGCUUCCUGGAUUUCGGUUUCAACAUUUGCUAAAGAAGAGCCCGUUCUUGGAACGGAGGAGCAGACAGUUGUUGAUUUUAUCAAAGAAGGCAACAUGGAAAAAGUGCAGAAAGUUUUCAAUAGCGAAGACAUCGGUACAGUCAUCAACGAACUGGACGACGAAGGUCUCGGUUUGAUCCAUUGGGCUGCCGACCGGGGUAAUGUGGAAAUCCUGCGGCUGGUCAUUCAAGUGCCUACGGUGAACAUUGAUCUGAAGGAUUCCGGAGGGCAAACAGCUCUGCACUAUGCUUCGAGCUGUGGAAAUCGAGAUUGCGUGAAAUUACUGGUGGACUACGGAGCAGACCGGACCAUUCCGGACGAGGAAGGCGAAACUUGUGUGGAUGUCGCUUUCGAUUCCGAUAUUAAAGCAAUUCUGACGUGAGUAC